This is a messenger RNA of Phytomonas sp. Hart1, 1362 nucleotides long. The record is from the annotation of a GenBank genome assembly. Lineage: Eukaryota; Euglenozoa; Kinetoplastea; Trypanosomatida; Trypanosomatidae.
AUGAUAUUCUACAACGCCGCGAACCGCGAGAUCCGCCGCACCAGCAGCAUUGUCAAGUCGCCACUUUUCUCCUUGUUGGGAGAGGUGCUGAGCGGAGCUUCAAUCAUUCGUGCAUAUGGCCGUGAGAGCGCGAUCAUACGAGAGACUUUACGCCGGCUCGAUCUGGUUUACUCCUGCAGCUCUCUGGAAAAUACCGCAAACCGCUGGUUAGGCGUUCGAAUAUAUUUUUUGGGCAACAUCGUUGCCACUACCAUCAUGACUGUCGGUGUGGUUAUGGUGAUGUCUGGUCGCCUGAAAGAUAAUAUCGGUAUAAUAUCGCUUUCGCUAACACUUUCGUUACAAACGUUGGAGCAGCUCAUUUGGCUGGUCCGCUGCGUUGCUUCUGUAGAAGCUGACAUGAACAGCGUGGAGCGCAUCAUUUACUACACGAAGGAAACGCCAAAAGAAGAUAUACCGGAGCUGAACGCGGAGGUGGACGCAUUGGUGAUGUGUGAUAACUUGAAAACUAAAAAGAUUACUCUGGAUGUCAUGGUGGAGGCCGAUGGCUCAGCGGCGAUGUUGGAGGAUAAGGCCCAAAGUGGUUCACUAGAGCUCCGCAAUGUCGAUCUUCGAUAUCGAGAGGGACUACCACUGGUGCUGUGUGGUGUUAGCUUCCGAAUCGAGCCAGGGGAGAAAAUCGGGAUUGUGGGUCGGACCGGUAGUGGCAAGUCAACGCUACUGCUGGCUUUUAUGCGAAUGGUGGAUAUCAGCGGAGGGGAUAUUAUCGUGAAUGAUGCGCCAAUCCACUCUUUGCCUGUCCGCAAGCUGAGGCAGUUGUUUUCUAUGAUUCCACAGGACCCUCUACUGUUUGAGGGGACGGUGCGGCAGAACCUGGAUCCUUUCCUAGAGUCAUCCAACAAGGAGUUGUGGCACGCGCUGACUCUUGUUGGCAUGUACACACGAAUCUCAAAUGAGGCAGAGGGCAUUGACUGCCGUGUGCAGGAAGGUGGUGCUAAUUUUAGUGUCGGCCAGCGUCAGCUUCUGUGCAUGGCUCGUGCAGUGCUGAAGAAAAACAGCAGGUUUAUUUUGAUGGACGAGGCCACCGCGAACAUUGAUCCCGAAGUGGACCAAUAUAUUCAAAGCACUGUGAUGAGGACAUUUGCAGCAUACACGGUGAUCACGAUUGCUCAUCGAUUGCAGACGGUUGCACAAUACGACAGGAUCAUCGUAAUGAACAACGGCAGAGUGGCAGAAAUAGGCAGCCCAUACGAUCUUGUAACGAGGCAAGACUCGAUUUUCCGAAGCAUGGUGAACUCAAUGGGGUUUUCCGCUACUAGACAAUUUAUGGAAACUGCUGAUGCAUCCAAUUUGGUUCGGCGUUAA